AUGUUCCGUCUCUCGCGAGCAACAUUGCGCGCACGCCAUCCAUUGCGUGCGUACUACACGACAGCGCCCGGUGCGCCGCUCAAGGUGGCUGUAAUCGGCGCCGGCCCGUCGGGAUUCUACGCGGCCAGCCGCAUCCUCCAGCUCCUUCCGGCUUCGAGCGAUUUGGGCUCUCGCGUCAAAGUGGAUAUGUAUGAGCGCCUGCCAACGCCGUAUGGACUUGUGCGCUACGGUGUGGCUCCAGAUCACCCCGAGGUUAAGAACUGCCAGCACAAGUUUGACGAGCUGGCCAGUGACUCGCGUUUCAACUUCUUCGGCAAUGUGUCGGUGGGCACCGAGCCGCCGUCGCUCUCUCGCGACCGCCUCUCAUCCUACGCUUACCCGCAUGCGCUGCAUAUCCCCCUCCCCGACGUUGCGGCGCACUACAACGCCCUAAUCUUCACAUACGGAGCCUCGCUUUCCAACCCCCUAGCCUCGGUAUCGGGGAGCACGUCGACCGACAGUCCGCUGGGCAACGUAUACCCAGCCCUAGCAUUCGUGGGGUGGUACAAUGGUCAUCCCGCUUUUGCAGACCUGAAUCCUGACCUCUCGACUAUUAAGGACGUGGAUGUAGUCGGACAGGGUAAUGUCGCGCUCGACGUGGCGCGUAUCCUCCUCUCGCCGCUGUCUGCGCUAGACAAGUCGGAUCUGCCCCAGAACAUCCUGGACGCACUGGCCAAGAGUAACGUCGAGAGGGUUCGGGCGGUUGGUCGGCGUGGGCCCGCCCAAGUCGCAUUCACAACCAAGGAACUACGCGAGAUGGUCAAGCUCGGCGUCAACUUCUCCGGCGUCGACGCAGGCCUCAUGACCCAAGCCAAGGAAAUGGCUAAGGGUGACCGCCCACGAACCCGCAUGCUCGGAUUAAUGGACACGUCAGUCGACGUACCAGGCGGCAAGACGUUUGAGCUUGCGUUCCUUCGGUCUCCCGUGGCUUUCCUUCCCGACGCCUCUAAUAAUGUUAGAGGCGUCGAGUGGGCGAUCAACGAGUUGGUCGAGAGUGAGCGUGGUAUGAUUGCGCGUGCGACGGAUGCUCGCGAGACGUCGGUUGCGCAAAUGGUGAUCGAGAGUGUCGGAUACCGUUCGGAACCGAUUGAUGGACCGAGCGCCAUUGCACCCUUUGACGAGAAGAAAGGCCGGCUGAACAAUGACGGCGGGAGGGUCCUCGAUAACGAGGGGCACGUUAAUGGCGCGUACGCUGCUGGGUGGGUUGCACGCGGCCCGGUCGGCGUCAUUGCCAGCACAAUGCAGGAUGCGUAUGGGCUCGUCGAGGCCCUCCUCGAGGAUUAUGGGGAGGGGUGGCCUGACCGUCCAAAGGGCAGCCCGAUCCCGGUUAUGCCCGAGGCUGGAGUCCCAGAGGCUAUUGAACGGGGUCUCAAGGAUGGGACGGUGGUGGAUAUUCCGCGGUGGUUGAGGAUUGAUGCGGCGGAGAGGGAGCUUGGGAAGAAGACGGGGCGCGAGGAGAGGGAAAAGUUCCGCACUGUCGAGGAGAUGCUCGAGGUGCUCGGGUAG
This is a messenger RNA of Cutaneotrichosporon cavernicola, 1545 nucleotides long. RefSeq lists its product as uncharacterized. Lineage: Eukaryota; Fungi; Basidiomycota; Tremellomycetes; Trichosporonales; Trichosporonaceae. Gene Ontology annotation, biological process: ubiquinone biosynthetic process. Gene Ontology annotation, cellular component: mitochondrion. Bases 1 to 1545 code for a protein of 514 amino acids. The record is from RefSeq and is a predicted model, not a curated record. The transcript has 2 exons.